AUGGCGGAGUCCGAGACCCUGGACGCGUUCGCCGGCAGGCUUGGAGGCAUGGCGGCGCGGUACGCGGCGCUGGGCUCAACCCUGGAGGACUCCGCGCUUGUGAAGAAGCUGCUCUACUCGGUGCCGGACCGCCUGUACGCGGCGGUGGCAGGGAUCGAGCAGUUUUGCGACGUGUCGGAGAUGCUCUUCGAGGACGCGCUGGGUCGUCUCAAGGCAUUCGACGAGAGGCUGCGGAGGCGUGGGCAAGACGGCGGCGAUCGCGGCGGCGAGCAGCUGUUGCUGACCAUGGCACAGUGGCAUGCGCGCGAGCGGCGUCGGGGCGGUGCACAUGGAGAGGACGACGGCGACGGGGCGCGCAGCGAGGCGUCGGGCUUCGGCGGGAAACGGCGCGGCCGCUGCUACAAGUGUGGUGAACGCGGGCACUUCAAACGCGAGUGCCCGCAGUGGAAGAAGGCGCCGGUGGCGGAGCAUGCACUGCAGGUCGACGGCGACGUCGAGGAUGCCGGCCUGUUCUGA
This is a messenger RNA of Hordeum vulgare subsp. vulgare (domesticated barley), 516 nucleotides long. RefSeq lists its product as uncharacterized. Bases 1 to 516 code for a protein of 171 amino acids. Gene Ontology annotation, molecular function: nucleic acid binding; zinc ion binding. The transcript has a single exon. NCBI's taxonomy places the organism in Eukaryota, Viridiplantae, Streptophyta, Magnoliopsida, Poales, Poaceae. The record is from RefSeq and is a predicted model, not a curated record.